Pelmatolapia mariae (spotted tilapia) is the source of this 1706-nucleotide messenger RNA. RefSeq lists its product as uncharacterized. Gene Ontology annotation, cellular component: membrane. Lineage: Eukaryota; Metazoa; Chordata; Actinopteri; Cichliformes; Cichlidae. Bases 416 to 1333 code for a protein of 305 amino acids. The record is from RefSeq and is a predicted model, not a curated record. Gene Ontology annotation, biological process: regulation of cell shape. The transcript is spliced from 5 exons.
UCUCUCUGGUUUAAGCAGGAGGAAAAACAGCCGUCUCUGCUGCUUCAUCUUGCAGUAACCUGCUUUUUUUUUAGGCCAUUUGGCUCUUAGGAGGUAACUUACAAAGGGUGGACGAGGGGCUGGCACUGACAAGGACGUGCAAGAAUGGAGCCAUGGCUGAGAAAGAGCUCUACUUUGAGCGUAACAACAUUACUUAAAUUCCUUCUGACUCUGUGUGCUACAAGAAGACCAUUAUCACAGCACUUUUUGGCCAAUCUCCACAUUGUGAACAAAGCUUCUGAGGAGUUGGGAGGGACACAGAAGUAAAAAGAGUGUAUACAUUAUAAAAGCACAUCCAGCCCUGAUAUGAAGCAGUGAACAUCUGACACUAAGUGAAAUAUGGAACAAACUGCCUGUGGGUCCCUUUUCUGUACUAAUGGCGCAAAGGAUGUUGAAUGAAGGUGGGCAAGAUGGCCGAUCAGUCCUGGGAAUGUUGGAGGUGCAGGUAGAGCGGGACCCCAAGACAGGUGCCACCAUUGUUAGGUCAGUGGCUCCUGUGUCCACACCAGCUGGUGCUCCAAAGGCUACUGCCAUCUUUGACGAUGGCAGGAGGAGCAUCCACACUAUCAGUGGGUCAGCAGAUCAACCCUCGUCUAAAGAGCUCGGGCAGAUCUUGAGUGUCAUCGAUGGGGUCGGGAUGAAAGUGCUGCUGAAUGAAGUCACAGUCACACCAACCAAGACAGAGACAGAGACAGUAGAAGCUAGCAAAGGCUCAGAGAAAAAAGGCCUGUCGCUUUAUACCCAUCCCAGCACAUCAAAGGAAGACUACAGGCCAUUCAGCGGCUCUAGAAGCGACAACUUAGAAGUUGAGCUGAGCAGUGAGAAGUGUGUUGUAAGUGUGGGAAACACAGAUGAUAAAAACACAAUGGCAGUGAGAGACACUUUGGAAAAAGUAGAUAUUGUGGAGAAUCAGGUGUUGGAGGAAAGUCCUGUUACACUUGUGUUCUUGGGAUACGCUGAUGCUACAACAGACCAGAGUCAGAGCCAAGAGGAGCAGGAAGGCAUGAUCAUUGUGGAACGAGUGAUAAUCACGGAGGAUGGUGAAGAGCAUGUCUUAGGACCUGAAAUGCCUCCUCUACUUUAUUCACCAUUAGACCAGGUAGCAGAGCAAGGCACCGGGAAAGAGUCCAAAGAUGAAGCAGUUCAGGAUAUUCCCUCGGGUGGAAACGGAGCUGGAAUCAAUGUGCAGGCAGAGGAAGGUGAUAAAGAGUCACAUAAUGCAUCUCCACCAGGCAUAACAGAGGGAAAAGGCAGUUCUAAGCACAGGAGCUGCCGGUGUUGCUCUGUCAUGUAAGAAAUGGUUGAUGAAAGAUUCCCUGUGUACCAUGUAUACACUGCUUCCUUUAUAUGUUGCUUUAUAUGAGUGGGUUUAAUAGCAUACUACACCAUCACCCACCAUUUCACCUCCCCUUGAUAAUAAAAGUGGCAUUUAUAUAUUUGUGCACCUUCUACAAAGCUGAGAACUAAAGUCCACUUCCACCCCCUACUGGACAGAAAUAAGAACUUCAAGCAAGCAAGCUUAUCCAAGAGAAAAAUUCCACACUAAAUGUUUAGCCAAGGCUCCUGUAGAAAUGGGGGAAAAAAUUACGCCAUCCUUUAGCAUGCACAUCUUAAUGCUUGUGGUGUCCCUCACUGUUUCUGGUAUGAAAAAUACCCUGCAACUGAGA